Messenger RNA from Ziziphus jujuba (common jujube), 3488 nucleotides. Its product is annotated as MDIS1-interacting receptor like kinase 2-like. Gene Ontology annotation, molecular function: protein binding; protein kinase activity; ATP binding. The record is from RefSeq and is a predicted model, not a curated record. NCBI's taxonomy places the organism in Eukaryota, Viridiplantae, Streptophyta, Magnoliopsida, Rosales, Rhamnaceae. Gene Ontology annotation, biological process: protein phosphorylation. The coding region runs from base 353 to 3349 and encodes 998 amino acids. The transcript is spliced from 3 exons.
AUAUACGCGAAAGAAUUCUCUCCUUGCACAUUUUUUAUUAAAUUACUAAAAUAUCCUUAAUUAUUAUUGUUUUUUUUAUUGUAAAAACCAUUUUUCUUUGGUCGGAUUAAAGUCUUCCUGACUCUUCCCACACCACAAAACGUGCAGCAACCAUGGCUAGACGGCUUGACUUCUGUAGAAAAGAAAAUAAAAAUAAAAACCUUCAACAAGGCUGCCGAUGGUCCCUUGUCAAACAUGGCUGAAGAAGAUAGACGAAGAAUGAGAAAGAGAUGGGAGGAGUGGGAAAGAGAAAGACGAGUGAUGAGGGUGGCUGCCGUGACAAGAAGUUGGAUCUUCCGAACGUUGCUGCAGAAUGAGAAUCAAAGAUACCUCUCUACCUGAAAAUGUUGCCAUUGUCGGAAAAGGAGGAGAAGCAGAGGCCCUUGUCAAAUGGAAAAACAGCCUUGACAAUCAAACAAACUCUCUAAUUCUAUCCUCUUGGAAAUUGCUUCCUCAAAAUUCAUGGUCUGGUGCUAAUUCUUCUGGCAACCUUAAAAGAAGCAAAAAAGGUCCCUGCCAGUGGGUUGGAAUCUGUUGUAAUAAGUUGGGAAAUGUGUUCUACAUAAAUGUUGGUGGUCACAAUCUCAAAGGUACGCUCCAAAACUUUGAUUUCUCAUCUUUUCCUAACUUAAAGUGCCUUGUGCUUUCCAACAAUUCUCUUUAUGGAACUAUCCCUCCCACUAUCAGUAACCUUUCUACACUCGGUUACCUUGACUUGAGUAACAAUCAUUUCUAUGGAAAUAUUCCAUAUGAAAUUUGCCUUUUGACAAGCUUACGCGUAUUCUAUGUGGAUUUGAAUUAUUUCAAUGGCUCUAUACCACAUGAAAUAGGCAAGCUAGAGUACGUCGAGGAGUUUUUCGUCAAACGAAACAAUCUUUGGGGUUCAAUUCCGACAUCUGUUGGAAACAUGAGCAAAUUAACUGCUCUAGUUCUCAGUGAAAAUAAAUUUUCUGGAUCCAUCCCUCGCGAAGUAGGACAACUUAGAUCACUUAAGAGGCUGUACUUGGAUGAAAACCAGUUGUCCGGCUCAAUUCCUACGUCCAUUGGAAACUUGAGCAACUUAACCAAUUUAAACCUUGGUGAAAACAAAUUAUCCGGAUUCAUCCCUCAUGAAAUUGGGCAACUCAAAUUCAUUACAACUCUUUCUUUGUAUCAAAACAACCUCACUGGCUCAAUUCCCACAUCAAUUGGAAACCUCAUAUCCCUCGUUUACUUAAAUUUGGCCUACAACAACCUCACAGGUUUCAUUCCGAUUGGAAUGAACAAUUUUUCAGACUUGGAAUUCUUUCAAUUAGACGAAAACUUCUUGUCUGGAAAUCUUCCAGAAAAUAUUUGUCUUGGCCAGAGGUUAACAUGGUUUUCAGCAUCUCAUAACUACUUUACAGGUCCCCUCCCAAUAAGUGUGAGAAAUUGUACUACUUUAGUCACAAUUUCUCUUGAAAAAAAUCAAUUAACAGGAAAUAUUUCAGAUGGGUUUGGAAUGCACCCAAACUUAGACUAUAUGGACCUAAGUGACAACAAGUUCUUUGGUGAACUUACUGGAAACUGGGGAGAAGUGAGAAAACUUACCAAGUUGAACAUCUCCAACAAUAUAAUUUCUGGUAAGCUUCUUCCUGAACUUGGGAAUGCUACUCAGUUGCAUAUACUUGACCUCUCUAGCAAUCUUUUGAUCGGGAAUAUUCCCAAGGAAUUGGGACGAAUAAGACCUUUAUUCAUCCUUAAACUCAAAAAUAACAUGUUAUCUGGUAAUGUUCCAGCAGAAAUUGGAAUGUUAUCUGACCUUCAACAGCUUGACCUUGCAGCAAAUAAACUAAAUGGACCAAUUCCCAUAGAUUUUGGACAGUGUUCCAAACUAUUGUUCUUGAACUUGAGAGACAACAAUUUCAGUGGGACUAUUCCUUUCCAUAUUGGGAAAUUGCAUGCGCUUGAAAACCUUGAUUUCAGUCAGAAUGUGCUUAUAGGAGAGUUGGCUGUAGAGCUUGGAAAUCUGCACAUGUUAGAAACAUUAAACCUCUCUCAUAACAAGCUUUCUGGCUCGAUACCGUUCACAUUCAAAGACAUGAUAAGCUUGACAUCGGUUGAUGUAUCUUACAAUUUGUUAGAAGGUCCUCUCCCCAAUGUCAAAGCCUUCACUGAGGCCCCAAGAGCAGCAUUGGAAAAUAAUAAAGGCUUUUGCGGAAACAACACUAGUUUGAAGCUUUGCUCAGUACCAAGGCAAGAUGUCAAGAAAGUCAUAGUGUUGAUCAUAAUAUCGAUUUUGGGCACUCUGAUCAUAUUGUUUCUCAUUGUCGGAAUAAUUUUGAUUCGCCAAAAAAUGCAAAGAAACAAGGAUGAACCUCGAGAAACACAUACUAGAGCUUUCUUUGCAGCAUUGAGCCAUGAUGGAAGAACGGUUCAUCAAGAAAUAGUUGAAGCCACAGAAAACUUCGACUCCAAAUAUUGCAUUGCCGUUGGAGGAUAUGGGAGUAUUUACAAAACAUUGUUAUCAACGGGUCAAGUUGUUGCGGUGAAAAAGUUCCAUCGGAAUGGUGAAUUGGCUAGUGAGGAAGCUUUCACAAGUGAGGUUACUUUGUUGACAAGAGUACGCCAUCGAAAUAUCAUUAAGCUUCAUGGAUUUUGUUCACAUAUAAGACAUUCAUUUUUAGUGUACGACUUCAUGGAAAGAGGAAGCUUAGUACACAUAUUGUGUGAUGAUGUAAAGGCAAAGGAGUUCGAGUGGACUAAGAGAGUAAAUGUUGUCAAAGGUUUAGCCAAUGCCACGUCCUAUAUGCACCAUGAAUGUUUUCCUCCUAUAGUGCACAGAGACAUAUCAAGCAAGAACGUGUUGUUGGAUGCAGAAUAUGAAACUCAUAUUUCUGACUUUGGUUCAGCUAGAGCCUUUGAUCCUUGCUCAUCAAAUUGGACUCCAUUUGCUGGAACCAUUGGAUACUCGGCUCCAGAGCUUGCUUACACAAUGAAAAUAAAUGAGAAGAGCGAUGUGUAUAGCUUUGGCGUCGUUGCAUUGGAAGUGAUAAUGGGAAAACAUCCAGGAGAUCUGGUCUUGUCUUUGUUCACAUCACCAUUAGCAGAAGGUCCUGAAAUUCUACUCAAGGAAGUAUUGGAUCAACGUCUCUUACCUCCAAGAAGGCAAACAGCAGAUCAAGUGGCCACCAUUGUAGAACAAGCGUUAGCUUGCUUGCAUCCAAUCCCACAAUCCCGACCAACUAUGAAGCAAGUGUCUGAGAAGCUAUCAACUUCUUUGGUACUAUCAUUCUCAAAGCCUCCUCAUAUGCUUCCACUUAAGCAGCUGAUUGAUCUCACAACUGCUUAAUUAUUUUCUCAUUUGUUACCCGUUGUUUGUGCAUUUCUUGCUGAUUGCCUUUUUACCCAGCUUAGUUGUUUUUCGACCUACCAUAUGCAUUUAAAUUUAGUUCAUGUUGUAACGAGUCAACGGAUUUCUCUUUAUUCAA